Molecule: messenger RNA, 1898 nt
Organism: Tricharina praecox
Lineage: Eukaryota; Fungi; Ascomycota; Pezizomycetes; Pezizales; Pyronemataceae
Exons: 3
Coding region: 42-1898 (618 amino acids)
Molecular function (GO): GTP binding; GTPase activity
Source: RefSeq, a predicted model, not a curated record
CCCAUCGCCUGUACCCAUCCAUCUACUCCACCGACGGUGAUAUGGACUUGCUCUCCAUCACCGCUUCUGUUGCGAGUGUGCUAACUCUUGCCGGAGAAAUCACCAACUCGCUGGCGGCGGUCGCCUCUACAACCGGCAGCAGUGCACCGUUGCUUAUGACGCAUGUCCUGAACGGAACAGAAAGCCUCGUGGCAAUAUUUUCACAAUUACAGAGUCACCUCCUUCUGCGCACGCCAAUAUUUAACAACCAUGUGUCUCAAGUUUCGUUAGAACAUCUUUCCGUCAUGUUGGCGAGUUGCGUUGUAACCUUCUCGGAACUACACACGGAACUUCAGGGCCUGGUAGUGAGAGAUGCGGCGAUGGGUUGGUGGAAUCGAGUCAGAUGGCCGCAGCGAGAGGGUGCACUGCAAAAAAUUGUCGAGAAGCUCGCCGCGCAUAGGGCAUGCUUGAACUAUAUAUUGACCGUACUGCCCUGCGAGUCGGAGUCCCACGCCGAGCUGUCGACGAACGAGACGCGCAUUCGCGUCGAUAUACCAAUCGAAAGCAACGAACGUUUGUCGACACUUAUGCAGCGGCGCAGUGCAGGGGAAUACUCUACACGCGGGCCUGAUGAGGAGGAGGAGGAUGACAAACCCGACACUCUACGGCGUAGGUCACGGAUGUGCAGACCGACGGUCACCCCCGGAGAAGCCGUUUCACAAUCUUUGACCCCCUUGCACCAUCCCGUCGAUUGGGAAUUCGAAGAUACGCUCUUAAAGUCUCGCGUCUACUCCCGCAUGGGAAUGCAUUCUACCAGUGGGUCAUCGCGCAGCGUUAAGACACUGGAGUCGCCCUGGUCACAGCUCACCGAUAUUUCGUCGGCCGACAUCUCGAACAUCUCAGUGGUUACCCCUAGUGUCCGGCGGAAUGAACUACCGGACAGCUGCCACUGGUUCAACUUUGAUUCUUCCGGAUUAGAGGAGCCGCCGGAUUGGGACAACCUCUUCUAUCAAGGUUUUACUUCUUCACGAGCAACUAGUGAGGAUGGUGAAGGAUCCAGUGAUGACAGAAGUUGUUCCGGUGACGAAAGUGAAGUACCGAAUUACGAUGACGCAACGAUCAGCGACAAUGGCGAGGGAUCAAAUGACGACUACGGGGGAUCUAUUCACGAUACCAAAGGUUCCAGCGACGACAGUGGAGAAUCCAGUGACGAUGAUGAUGAUGAAUUGAUCCUGACUUCUGUGCUCCACGAACCACCCCAGGACGAGAGCGAUAGAACGUCCGACUGGCGCACUGCGGAUGCGAUCGAGCCGCAACAGAAUCAACUACUACCAUUUAACCCGGUCAGGCCAAUCAAAAUGGGCCUCGCACUGUUGGGUAGUACAUGCACCGGGAAGAGUGGGCUCUUGCACAAAUCGGGGGGUCCCACCGUCUACGAGAAAUACUCUCGCACCUUUCUUGACGGAGGACUCGAGCUUGACAUACUUGAUACUUCGGGUCUCACGGAAUACCAUCACUUACGUCACUUGGCGAUCGACAGUUGCGAACUAUUUCUUCUCGUUUACUGUACCGAGCCACACCCCGAGGAUAGUUGGUUGAUGGUGAAAGAUCUAGUUUAUGAGAUCAGGGAACGGAAAGCGAGGGGCUCAUUCGGUGGGGCGAAGGCUCCAAGCAACGACUAUUCCAUUCUCAUCUUCGAAAACCAUUACGGCAUGCCCCGGCGUCACGAAGAUUACUCCCGGGAAACCAGACAGUGGGCAAACGACAAUGGACUCGACUUUGUGACUGGAGACAGCCAUGACCUAAACAUGGGCCAAACUCUGUUCAUCCGACUGGCCAGUAAUCGGAAAGCGUCGCCGCGCGGGUAUGGGUGGGCUAUGGGGAUGAUUACCAAGGCAUGUCUCACAGUCCAUAAUUAG